UGCGAGCGUGUCUUCCCCGCGCGCAGGUUCCUCCACAGCCUGGGCGCCAUCUUCUCCUUCAUCUCCAAGGAUGCGGUGGCCAAGGUUCAGAUCAUGGAGAACUACUGCCGCGGCGAGCAGCGGGAGAAGUACGUGUCGCUGCAGUCCAUGGUGGAGUACGAGCUGGCCAACGGGCUGGUGGAUGUCCAGAAGCGGUCGGAGCACCCUGACUCCGGCUGCCGCCCCAUCCUGGGCACGGCUGCCACGGUGGGCUGUGGCACCCUACCACCCCGAAACGCCUUCCUUGAAAUCAUGAACGUGGGCACGCCCGAGGAAGCGGUCGCUAUGCUGGGUGAGGCCUUACCCUAUAUCUGCGACGUCUACGGCAUCACCCAGGAGCUCUUUGCCCAGCACAGGCUGCUGGACCUUCCUUGA
Cariama cristata (Red-legged seriema) is the source of this 414-nucleotide messenger RNA. It is a transcript of the gene CPTP, whose product is annotated as ceramide-1-phosphate transfer protein. The record is from RefSeq and is a predicted model, not a curated record. Gene Ontology annotation, biological process: ceramide transport; intermembrane lipid transfer. Gene Ontology annotation, molecular function: ceramide 1-phosphate transfer activity; ceramide 1-phosphate binding. Lineage: Eukaryota; Metazoa; Chordata; Aves; Cariamiformes; Cariamidae. Gene Ontology annotation, cellular component: cytoplasm; membrane; cytosol. The annotation marks the transcript as partial. The transcript has 2 exons.